Daucus carota subsp. sativus is the source of this 1232-nucleotide messenger RNA. RefSeq names its product probable calcium-binding protein CML21. Bases 192 to 887 code for a protein of 231 amino acids. The transcript has 5 exons. The record is from RefSeq and is a predicted model, not a curated record. Gene Ontology annotation, molecular function: calcium ion binding. Lineage: Eukaryota; Viridiplantae; Streptophyta; Magnoliopsida; Apiales; Apiaceae.
AUAAAUAUUAUAAGUAGUGGGAUUCAGACCUAUCUAUGUUGUGGGUACUUGAGUUUUCAUCCGAACACUUUUUUUUUCUUUUUCAUUCUCUUCUUCAGUUUGAGCUUUAAGGUUUCCGUUCGUAGAUUGUAAAAGAUUGCCCCUUUGGACUAAGGGUUGUUAUCACACUUGGUGUUGCCUUGCUAAGUGAGAUGGGAGGUGCAGUAGCGAAGCAGAAUUUACCCAAGGCUUUAGUGCCUGAGAAAAAGCUUGAGGCUAAAAUAGUGGAGGCAAUGAAGCAGAGAGAAUCUAAAGGAACUUCUAUAAAGUCAUUUAACAGUAUCAUUCUGAAAUUCCCAAAAAUUGAUAUGAGCUUGCGAAAAUGCAAAGCUACUUUUCAACAAUUUGAUGAGGAUGCAAAUGGUGUAAUUGACCGACAAGAACUGAAAAACUGUUUUCGCGAGUUGAAGAUAAACUUUACAGAGGAGGAAGUCAGUGAUCUAUUUGAGGCAUGCGAUAUAUCCGAUGAAAUGGGCAUGAAAUUUAGUGAAUUUAUUGUGCUUCUUUGCCUUGUCUAUCUUUUGAAGCAGGAUCCAACUGGCCUCCAUGUUAAAUCACGGAUGGGAUUACCAGAACUGGAGUCAACAUUCGAGACUUUAGUAGAUGCAUUUGUGUUCUUGGACAAGAACCAUGAUGGCCAUGUCAGCCGUAGAGAGAUGGUUGAGGCCAUAAAUGAAACAACUUCAGGGGGACGUUCUUCUGGGCGUAUAGCCAUGAGAAGAUUUGAAGAGAUGGAUUGGGAUAAAAAUGGAAUGGUGAACUUCAAAGAAUUUCUUUUCGCUUUUACCCGGUGGAUUGGAAUAGACAAUGACGAUGAGGAGGAUGAUAAUGUUGCAGAGAAUAAUUGAAUCCAAAUGUCAUUAUCUUCAGAGAACUGGGACCUGCAGCAGCAAAAAUUUCAACUAGAUUAACAUUGAAUGAGACUCUUGUAUAUUUCCCGUUAAUACACCAUUAUGGUGUUUCACUCUUUAAGUUAUCUGCCCCAACCCCUGAGCACUUGCUUCUUCCUGUGUCAGGUUUGUGUGUAAAUAUGAUGGUAGAGUUUGAAGUUGGAACUUAAUGCAGGUAGGUUGUUAAAUAAGAGAUAUAUUUUGAACUACUUUUAUUUGUAUUUCACUUUGUUGUUUUGACUUUAAAUUCAUGUAAUAUAUAUAUUUGUUAAAAAAUUUAAUAUGCAAUUUCAUUUAUCUGUA